UUGUUGCACCCUUCGAAAAAGCAAAAGCCCUUGGACAGCCGCCGGUUGCUCUUAAAAGGCCCUUAUUAGUCUCUGACCUGUUAGCCGUAACGUCGCCGAUCACAGGUCGAAGGACUCUAGAGACGUGUAACCUUAAGUUAUAGCUUGCACGUAGCCAGUCCGAAGUCCAUAUACCUCCGUCGGAUCCAGUUCCCCCGCUACACUUAAUAGGCCGCCAAUAUCGCCGUUGGCGUUCGGCCCCUGUCGCAACAAUCCAGAAUUGACUUCGUAUCUGUCUGGCUUGGCUCAUUUCAUUGAUCUCGUCUGUCGACCUGUAUCUGUGUCGUUAACGAAUACCGUCUGCAUCAUAUCGUUUCGACAUCAACCUCAAACUCAACUCCUACUCCUACUCUUCCGCCCCUAUUAUCAUUCACCAUGUCUCGGCGUAAUCAGUCAGUCAGCUCUAGUUCCGUUGGCUCCGGCGACAGCGGAUUCUCGUCAAACGCUGGGUACUCCGCGUCAUCGACUGGUAGCAGCUACUCAGUAGCUACUCAGUACACGACCUAUGCCGAGGAAGGUCCUUAUGACCAGAACCAAUAUCAGCUCCCGGAACUCGUGCCAUACGCCUUGCCGUGUGAGUUCGUUGGAAUAGGGAGCUGCGAUGUGCACUUUAACUUUGAAGAUAUCGAGCCCUGGAUCGAGCAUAUCAUCAGAGACCAUCUGCAGGACAAGCUUCCUCAAAAAACAGUCUGUUGGUUCUGUAAUGACUUCUACUUCGACGCCAAGGACCCUCAGGCCAAUAACGAUCGUCGCCUUAACUUCCACAAUAGAAUGGAGCACAUUCGCGAACAUAUCGCAGAUGGCAAGACAGCGAACGAUAUAGCCCCUGAUUACCACAUGCUUGACCACUUGUUCAAGUACAGAUUGAUUUCAGAAGGACGCUAUAAUGAAGUUAGAAGAUGGCAUGGACUGCCAUGCCCCCGCGAGCACAUGAAGGGUAUUUACAAACACGGGUUUGUGCCGCCAGAGAAACAGAGACAGGCGGAACGCUCAAAUAUGGUUCAAAUAGACCAUGAUAAAGAAGAGAGGCAACGGAGGAAGGGCAAGAAGGAUAAGAAGAAGAGAUGACCCCAUUAAAAACAAAAUCAAUCGCCGUUCGCGGCGGCGAAUUGAGGGGAGGGGGUAAGGCUAUAAGCGCCUAGCAUACCCACAUGAACACAUGAAAAUGGUUCGCGAACUAAGCAGAGCCGCACUGCCGCGAUGGAUGGAUCCUCGGCAGGACAACCGAUGUGCGUUUUACGUAUACCCGUUUAGUUCACCCCAAGUCUCGGUCCCCCUGCCGAGUCCAUAUUGAACGGGUCUGAUGUUUUUCCUGUCUUAUUUAAUUGUCAUUUAUCAUUCUGUUUUUUCCUUUUUUUUCCCUUUAACAUACCCUAGGACGAAGCCUUCCCUACUAUGGGGUGAUUCCCGGCGCAUAUUGUAUACUCUACGUUGAAACGUU
Molecule: messenger RNA, 1480 nt
Organism: Annulohypoxylon truncatum
Lineage: Eukaryota; Fungi; Ascomycota; Sordariomycetes; Xylariales; Hypoxylaceae
Exons: 1
Coding region: 415-1107 (230 amino acids)
Source: RefSeq, a predicted model, not a curated record